GUCACAAGGACAGGUGGUGCCUUCAGGAGCUGAUGUGAAUAUGGACAUUCAAUUGCAACCCUUAUACUUCCAUUAUAUUUUCGGGGGAUUUAUUGAAAUCUCUUAAGUCGUGUAAAGAUCUAACACACAGCAUUAAGGUUAAAACAGGUUUAAACAGAUCCAGAGUUGCCUAAAGUAUUGUAUAGUCCACACGCAUAGCACGAGUGGCGGUGUCAGAAGGAGGGAAUUACGAGGAGCCCUGGAAGGCAGCAGCAGAAACAGUGUCUGACUGUUCCGUGUUAUUUUUUACACGUUUGUCUCGUAAUGGACUCACAGCCUCCUCCAAAGCCGUGGGAGAGACGGGUUCCAGGGAUGAUGUCUGCGCCUGUAAACUACAGGUCUGCAGACUUCGGACGAACCUUAGGGCCCCCCAUUUCUUCCGGCCCUCCUAUCCUGACCAGGAUGGUUCCCCCAGUGCCUCCUCGUCCUGUCCAGCAUCCCGUCCAACAGUCCUACCGUCCAUCCUACAGCCCCUUUACCUCAUCUUACAGCCCCUAUGGGAGCUCCAUGUACAGUGGCUACAGCCCCUACAGCUACGGGGGUGGUGGUGGCGGUUAUGGCCAGGGAGGUUACAGUCGCCUCUCCCACCAAGAAGACGUUGCCCCCAGCAGGUUUGUGCAGCAGGCAGAGGAGAGCAGCCGCGGUGCCUUUCAGUCCAUCGAGAGCAUCGUUCAGGCCUUUGGCUCAGUUAGCAUGAUGAUGGAAGCCACCUUCUCUGCCGUGUAUAACAGUUUCCGUGCCGUGUUGGACGUAGCCAACCACCUAACGCGGCUACGUAGUCACCUCACCCGAGUCUUGUCAGCCUUUGCUCUGGUGCGAACAUUGCGUUACCUCUACCGGCGGAUACAGAGGCUGCUGGGGCGGAGGUCAAAUGCAGAAGUUGAGGACUUAUGGGCCGACAGUGCUACUGAUGCCCUAGCUACAAAUGCAGCCCCAGGGCUUGGAGCAGGGAUGGACGAACAGACUGUCAAAUCGUGGCCAAUCUUCCUGUUCUUUGCUGUGGUUCUGGGUGGACCUUACCUCAUCUGGAAACUGCUAAGCUCCAGCCCUACCCCUGAAGAAAAUGCCACGGACUGGGCCAGUGGAGAGGAUGACCAUGUGGUGGCCAGAGCAGAAUACGACUUCACUGCUGCGUCUGAGGAGGAGAUUUCUGUUCGGGCAGGGGACAUGGUCAACCUCGCCCCUAAAGAGCAACAGCCCAGGGUGCGCGGCUGGCUGCUAGCCAGUGUGGACAGUCAGACCACAGGGCUCGUCCCAGCCAACUACGUUAAGGUACUUGGUAAGAGGAGAGGCCGUAAGCACGCAGAGAUGGAGAGGCUUUCUCAGAUCCAGCAAGCAAACACGCAUGCCUCCCAGGCGGCUUUGUCUUCACACCCACAACCAAAUCUCGCCCAAGGCUUCACCCCAGGCCCUGGGUCAGCCUCCACCUUGCCUUCCUCAGAGGAGCUGCUAGAGUCAGUGUACAGUGAAGCACCAGCUGCCUCCAGUGUGCCCUCCUGCACAGUGCUAAAUAUUAAUGAGACGAUAGACUUGUGAGGUUUACGCAUAUGUACAUACCGCUACAUGUAGGUCUGUGUGGGUGCAUAGCAUUCAUCUGCUCAGUCUGUACUUGUUAGAAACGUUGAACUAAUAAUCAUCUGACAUUAGAUUAUUGGAAAAACAUCAUGGACCUCACCAAGAUGCUCAAAGUACUUUAUAGAUUCAUCUAUGAUGAUUCAAAUAAUCUAACAUAAUCUGAGCCUUUACUAAGGUCAUUGGUCAGAAUAGGUCUCAUACAGAAUAUUAUGUCAAGAUUGUUUAGUGACAGAAAUUAUUUUAAUGUUUAAGUAAAUGAGGGGCACUGAUGUAUCACCUGUGUUUGGUUUGAUACACUAAUGAUGUAACAUUGUGUUGGAUCUGGACUUUACACUGUUUUUCUGUGAAGCAAAUGGGAUUUGAUUCAUCCAGGUUGAGGGGCUAAUUUAGUUCACAGGAUGAAAUUUGUAAAAAAAUAUUUAAUAGUAAUUUUGAAAAUAAAUAUAUUUCCAAAUGA
Pleuronectes platessa (European plaice) is the source of this 2071-nucleotide messenger RNA. RefSeq names its product peroxisomal biogenesis factor 13 (gene pex13). Gene Ontology annotation, biological process: protein import into peroxisome matrix, docking. Gene Ontology annotation, cellular component: peroxisomal membrane; peroxisomal importomer complex; peroxisome. The transcript is spliced from 4 exons. Gene Ontology annotation, molecular function: protein binding. The coding region runs from base 304 to 1575 and encodes 423 amino acids. The record is from RefSeq and is a predicted model, not a curated record. Lineage: Eukaryota; Metazoa; Chordata; Actinopteri; Pleuronectiformes; Pleuronectidae.